AUGCCCUUCGCAUGGCUCAAACGAGGUAGCGGCCAAGAGGAAAUAGAUUUGGAAGAUGUUCCUCUGAAUCAGUGGUCUUCCAAACAGUUGACCAAAUUUCUCAAGCAACACAAAAAGAAGAUUGAAUUGGAAAAUAAGGAUAUUACCAAAUUGAGAGAAGAAAGAUGGAAUGGUUUAUCCAUGUUAAGUGCCAAAGUUGAAGAUUUGGAAAAGUUGGGUCUUGCAAGUGGAUCCGCGCAUGCACUCUAUACAACAAUUCAUGAAGUUAUCAAUAGUCAAGUACAACGAAAUCUUCUCAACUUGAGUAAUAAUAGAAUUUCCGUUAAUAUCAAUACAGCAUCAUCGGAUAUAUCAACAAGUGAUUCUAAUAUUGGUUCAUCAUCAUCAGCUGGUCAUUCUCUAACGAUAAUUUCAAAUGGAGGAGGUAGUGGAGAGGGAAAACAUAGUUCUCUAGAAUUUUCAAGUUCAUCACCUGGAACAUCAGUCAACCAACACCAACUCAAUUAUAUUCAAACUAUUAUUCAAAAACAACAGGGUAAAUUGUCUGUACCAAACUUGAAAGAUGAACAAAUUGAAACAUCUGGUGCAGUCACAACAAAAACUGGAGCAGAUUUGGCUGCUAUUCCUGCAGAAGAUGAUAUUCGAUUGGCACACGAUUUGAAUAAUCCAGGAGAACUUGUUGAAGUUUCUCAUGGUAGAAAGUCAGCAGGUGGUGGAUUACAAAUUCUCACCCUUGCUUCAUCUUCUACAAGUAAUGCCAGUUCUCUUGAAUCUGCUGUGAAGGAUUGCCCUGCUUGGAAAGUUGAUCAACUAACAGCUCAGCAAACUCAAGCUUUUGAAAAUGCUGUUGAAAAGGUACAGAGCUUGAAGUAUCCAAUCAAACCUGAACUUAUUGAUGUUUUAGCUCAAGACUUGGUUAUUGUUGAUAGAUUCAAGUAUAAAUUCUUGAACCCAGACCGUUUAAAGCAAAGAGGAGAUGGUGGUAGACAUGAUACUUUCCUCAAGAUUAAACUUGUCAUUACCGAAAUGGAUACAGAAGUUUUCCACAGAAUUUGCAGACGUUUUGCUAAUACCUUCUCUACAACUGUUAGAAAUAGUAGAUGGGGUAUGUUCCACACUGCCUUGAUCAUUGGUCCAUGGUAUUUGGAAUGGAAUGACAGUUCUCUUUCAACUGUUAGAAAGAAGAGUAGUAGUAAGGCAGUUUUUGCUGUUGAUAUUGCUAAAAUUGAAGGACAAAGAGAAGUUAACGAAGUUAUUGAUUCUGUUGCUCAAUUAUGUACAGUAUGGAACGGAUACAAGCUUUAUGAAAAUGACUCAUGUAACUGUCAACAUUUUGUUAUUGACAUGUUAGAAUAUUUGGGAUUGGGUGAUUCUUUUGAAAAUGUUUUGGAAAGAUUCCCACCACUCAAGGAAUACAUUAACAAACUUAAGAAACGAGGUGUUUGCGAUAUGGCUUACUAUGUAGAUGAUAGAAUUGCUAAAGCCAUCAAGGAAUCUACACAAACAAGUAGAGCUUUGAAAGAACUUGUCAAGAAUAAGAAGGUUACCUUUGCAUCUCACAAACUUUUGGAUGAAUUUGUGAGUUUUAUCAUGCAAAACUUCCCACUCUUCAUAACGAAUCGUCAACAAGAGUAUGAACUUUUGAAAGCCUUUGAUCGUGCUUUUUGGUUGAGAAGUCAAUCUUCACAAACUGAAGAUGAUGAAACUGUGCAACCUAUGGUUGAUAUGCACACUCAAGAAUGCAAAUGUCCUUUCAAUAAGAAUAAUCAACCAAUAACUGAAGUUAACAAUUCUAUUGUUGGUAUUGACUAUGAUGUUGGUAAUUAUACAACUCAUUUCCCUAAGCCUAGUGUUAACGCUUAA
Molecule: messenger RNA, 1863 nt
Organism: Naegleria gruberi
Lineage: Eukaryota; Heterolobosea; Eutetramitea; Acrasida; Naegleriidae
Exons: 2
Coding region: 1-1863 (620 amino acids)
Source: RefSeq, a predicted model, not a curated record